CCUACAGGUUGCUCUUAUUAACUGUCUAUGAAACAAAUACGGGCCUGUCGAAGAUGGGCCACACGAGUGGUUGCCCGGAUGUACGAUGUCAAAGCAUCCUGCCAGGGGACCCGGCAAUACCGCUUGACGUUAGUAAUGUCCGGUUCCGAUACUGUCAUGGAAUCCUACGGGGCUAUAAACCAUUUUUGUUCUCUUCUCCACCGCCAAUAUUGGCACCUGCUCUGUCUGCUUUCGAUUGUCCCUACCAACUUUCGCCCUUCAUCCGGAUCCUGCUAAUAUGGCCAUGGUCCACACUUUGGGCCUCCUCCACGACUACGAGAACUAUCGACAAUACAGCGUUCAAGAUUUCUUACGCUUCGCAAGGACAAGAACUCAAGUAGCCGGAAUAGUCGUUGCAUGUGACCUUUAUUAUAUCCCUUCUCGAUCGUCCUGGUACCAUGAAUUUCUUCUUGUCCAUGUCGAUAUGAGUGGAGAAAGGCUCAUGCUCAUCGUCGAACGUGUUCCUAGUAACCAUGGUAUGCAAGUAGUAUCUUCGAAUGGUGGAGUUGCCAGAGACACUAUCACAGUCCUGCGAGCGAGGCAGCGGCAUGUGUACUGGCAAAGCACCAGUGAAGCGCCCAUAUGCAAGGGUAUACUUCGAUGGCACCACCCUUCACCCCGCCUCUUGGACAUCGCCUUCUUUGCAAGCGCGGCAUCCACCACUUUCAAAUACUACAAUUUUUACACUUGCCAGUGUUAUUGGUACGCGAGGGUCACCCUGGCUGCGAUGGCGAGCGCGUUUCCGUCUUGUUCCAGGGAAGGCACUACGUCGUUCGCAAAGAAAAGGCUCGCGGUGUUUGGGUGCUACAAGCCAUCACAGGUUCAACUCAUUGUUGACCUUCAUAUUAAUUACUGCCAGGAUUUGCACCCAUCCCCGGUCGAGACCGAUCGACGCCCCUCUCGCCUUGUCAUACCCGAUAUUCUCUUCGGUUUGGCCACAUCCAUAUAUAGUCAUCUUUCUAAGAGGUGGAUGAUGACUUGAGACCGGCGACUUCUUGUUUUCGGUCCAUAUUUCUGCGACCCAUGUAUCUGUCUAGCACUACGAUCAUAUCAUAGAAGGUAUUUAUAGUCAUUGCUCCCCCCAGCUAGGACUGGGUAUGGUAGUUUGGUCGAUUUUGUUUCUGUAUAUCACAUAUUUAAGGCAUAUGUACUGUACUUAUGGCUGGAACAUCAUGUGACUAGUUAUCGGUGCCUUGUACUUUCUUGCACCGCGCCCAAACCGCGCCUUGUCAGCG
Messenger RNA from Pisolithus orientalis, 1274 nucleotides. RefSeq lists its product as uncharacterized. The record is from RefSeq and is a predicted model, not a curated record. The transcript is spliced from 3 exons. Lineage: Eukaryota; Fungi; Basidiomycota; Agaricomycetes; Boletales; Pisolithaceae. Bases 278 to 1021 code for a protein of 247 amino acids.